ACCGGCCGCUGUGAGUGGCUGUGAUCAAUUGCAACGUGGUCAAAAAACGGGAUGCUCCCUUCUGGAGAACAUGUAAUUUUUUUCCUUAUAAGGUGGACCUAUCAAAACGUGUAAUAAUUAAUUGACCAAUUGCUAAGUGGGUGCCAUCUCUCCUCAGCAAGAGAGAAAUGUAUGCGAUUGGCUUGCCUGGUCAUUUCUUCUUUCGUAUUCGUCAAAUAAUAUACGAGCGGCAUUUAUAUUUCUCAUUGGUCAAUACGUUUACCACCACAGAUAAAUUCAAGUUCAAAUGAAACACAAUUGCUAACCGCCGCUGCUAAGAUUCUAUACAAAGAGCAAGGCAUCGCGUACGUUUCCGGCUAUUUCUUCGUUUUGUGUUUGUAGCUUGCGUUCGAUUUGAAAUAUUACGGUAGUUUCAUUUUUCUUCUAUGCGAAAACGCUUUGAUUUGAAAAAAACAUAGUGAAUAAACGUUAUCAAUGUCACGCGAACAUUAGGUAAUUGUAUGGUAAAUGAUAACACGUAGAGAAUUGUUAAACUUGCUGCAAUUAAAAGACUGAGUGUGUAUUGUGCGACGAGUAUAUUAAGAUUUUGAGUGCGUAUUAUCAAUAUGGAAUCUCGUUUACCAAAACCAAAAAUAAUGAUAAAAAAAGCGAUUAGUACAACAGAUAUAACUACUAAGAAUAAUAAUCAUAAAAUAACCAAAGGUAACAAUAAUAUAUCAACAUUAACUACAGCGAGUUCUACUAAUCAAAAACCUACAACUAUGAAUGAAAAUAAACCACCAGCUAAACAAACUUUAACUCGAGCAAAAACAUUGGCCUCAAUCACACGACCAAAUAAUGUGAAAGCUGUAAAACGAACAGCUACUAAUAUAAUACAUGGAGAAGUAAAGAAAUCUCUUGUCAAACCUGUUGCUAAAGCAUUAAUAAAUAAACCAAGUAAUAAUGUAUUGACAACUAAUAGUACAGUGAACAAGGUAAACAAAGAUGUUCUAAAUAAUGUAGAUAAUAAAGAAGGCAAGUUUAAAAAAUGGGAUUUACGAGGUCGUUUAGCACAUACAAGUGAUAAAUUGACAAUGGCACAACAGAAAAAUAAAGACAUGGAAUCAAAGUAUAAUACACUUCAAGAAAUGAUAAAUGCUUUAAAAACUAGCGAAACUGAGUGUAGAAUAAAAGCAGAGAAACUUGAAGAUUCAAAUAACACUUUAACUAAUCAACUUGAGACUUUAACUGUAGAAAUGUCUGCAAUUAAAAAAAAUCAGGAGGAUUUAAUAAAACGAUUGAAGGAAUCAGAAGAAUCGUGCACAAAUGUUUCUCGCAUAUUAAAUGAAUGUCAAAAAAAGUGUAAGAUGCAAGAAGAAUUGAUUUUAGAACAAUCUGAACAAUUAACGAUAUUGAAAACAGACUUAAAAUUACAAAAGGAGAUAAAUGAGGAUUUAAGUACUGUUAAAGAAGAAUUACAAGUCUUGACUCAUAGAAUGGAUAAGGAACGAAGAUUAUUGCAUAAUACAAUACAAGAAUUAAAAGGUAAUAUCAGAGUAUUCUGUAGAGUUCGUCCAAGAACUCCAAAGGAAAUCGAACAAGUGAAAGCGCCAUGUAAUAUAAAUUUCAUAGACGACUGCACCAUCGAAGUAGGUAAAUUAGAUGGAUCAGAUUCAAUGAGCUGCAGUGGAAAGCUACGAGGGACAAAACAAGAAUUUUCAUUUGACAAAGUAUUCGCACCCAAUGCAUCACAAGAAGAUGUGUUUGAAGAAUUAUCUCUUUUAGUACAAUCGGCACUUGAAGGAUAUAACGUUUGCAUAUUUGCUUAUGGCCAGACUGGUUCUGGCAAGACGUAUACUAUGGAAGGAGAAUAUGGAUUACAGACUGAAGGCAUGAUACCUAGAACGGUACGUCAUAUAUUUAAAGAAAUGAAACAGUUUGAACUUCUUGGUUGGAAGUAUCGAAUAGAAGCAAGUUUCCUGGAAAUUUAUAAUGAACAUAUUGUAGAUCUUCUUGAUUCUCAAUUAAAGACGCAUGAGAUACGAAUGGUUGACAAUAAAGGUCAGGAUUUAUAUGUUAGUAAUCUAUUGAUAGAAGAAAUUCACAGCCCAGAAGAGUUGCACGAAUGUCUUCGAACUGCGCAACGCAAUCGAGCUGUUGCGGCUACUCAGUCAAAUGAACGAUCAUCCAGAUCACAUUCAGUGACAAGAAUACGAUUAAUUGGUACACAUAUUGUGAAACAAGAAGUAUCAAUAGGAAAUUUGAAUUUAGUUGACUUAGCUGGAUCUGAACGUUUGAAGAGCGAAGAAGCCAUCAGGACAGCAGAAACAAAAAAUAUCAAUAAAUCUCUGGCAAAUCUUGGCAACGUUAUUUUAGCGCUUUUGAAAAAACAGGAACAUAUUCCUUAUAGAAAUUCUAAAUUGACUCACUUACUUAUGCCUUCUUUAGGAGGUAAUUCGAAAACUUUGAUGUUAUUAAAUAUAUCUCCAUUAGACGAAUGCUAUAACGAGACAUUAAAUUCAUUGAGAUUUGCUAGUAAUGUUAAUAAUUGCAAGACUGGAAAUAUUAAACGAAGCCGAAUGAUUUUGCAUAACACGACUAACUGAAUAGAGAUAUGUUUCGAUUAAAUAGUAUUACGUUAUACUUUUUAUUUUAUGUUUUAUUUUUACACGAUGUUUUAUUUUUACAUGAUUAACAUUUCUCUUAUUGAUGUAUCAAAUACAAUUAAUAUAAGAUAAUUUAAUAAAAAUGAAAAUAUAUUUUCGCGAUUGGUGACAAAAUCACAAUAGAAUUGUCAUCUUUUAAUUUAAUAAUACGAUAUGAAUUGUGAAUACACCACUGAUAUAAGUAAUAUUGAUCUUUGAAGAAAAAGUUUAUGUGAAAGCGUCAUAUAUAAGCGUCAUACACCAAAAAUAUACAAUCUAACUUUGUAUAAGAUUCAUUAUUUUAUAAGGAAGUAAAAUAUAUCUUAUACUGAGCUAAAUUAUAAUGUAAGGACACAUAAAUAGCUAUGCAAA
Messenger RNA from Pogonomyrmex barbatus (red harvester ant), 2996 nucleotides. Its product is annotated as protein claret segregational. Gene Ontology annotation, molecular function: microtubule binding; microtubule motor activity; ATP binding. The record is from RefSeq and is a predicted model, not a curated record. Lineage: Eukaryota; Metazoa; Arthropoda; Insecta; Hymenoptera; Formicidae. Gene Ontology annotation, biological process: microtubule-based movement.